Messenger RNA from Calypte anna (Anna's hummingbird), 4487 nucleotides. It is a transcript of the gene POLG, whose product is annotated as DNA polymerase gamma, catalytic subunit. Gene Ontology annotation, biological process: mitochondrial DNA replication. Lineage: Eukaryota; Metazoa; Chordata; Aves; Apodiformes; Trochilidae. Gene Ontology annotation, molecular function: DNA-directed DNA polymerase activity; 3'-5' exonuclease activity; DNA binding. Gene Ontology annotation, cellular component: gamma DNA polymerase complex; mitochondrion. The record is from RefSeq and is a predicted model, not a curated record. Bases 109 to 3756 code for a protein of 1215 amino acids. The transcript has 23 exons.
UUUAGAUCCGCCCUCCGGCGCAGGGCCGGGAGGCGAGGGCAGGGGAGAGCUCCGGCCGGCCGGGGGGGAGCAGCCCCGCUGGAGGGGGCAUCCCCAGAGCGGGAGGAGAUGCGGCGCUGGCUCUGCAGGAGGUCGGUGAGGGUCUGCAGCACCAAGCCCCGGAGAUGUGCCUCCAGCUCCUCUGCCAGCUGCCCACUGCCUGGGACCCCCAGCUCUGAGCCUGACAAGGGGCAGCAGCGCAUGAACCCCCUCAACAUCCAGAUGCUCUCCAGGACCCUCCAUGAGCAGAUCUUCCGGGGGGCCCAGGUACACUACUCGGCAGAGGAGAUCCAGAGGAGUGUGAAGCACCUGCAGCACCAUGACCUGUGGGGCAAGGAGACCUCCACGCUGCCCGAUGUGGACCUGCAGCUGCCCCGAAUGUAUGGGGACAACAUCGAUGAGCAUUUUCGCCUCUUGGCACAGAAGCAGAGCUUGCCUUACCUGGAGGCAGCCAACGAGCUGCUGCAAUGCGAGCUGCCCCCCAUGCCUGCCCAGUGGGCUUGGCAGCUGGGCUGGACCCGCUAUGGCCCUGAUGGGCAAGCAGAAGCUGUGGACUUCCCUGAGGAGCGGGCGGUGGUGUUGGACGUGGAGGUGUGCGUGACUGACGGCCAUUGCCCCACACUGGCUGUGGCUGUGUCACCGCAUGCCUGGUACUCGUGGUGCAGCAAGCGGCUGCUGGAGCAGCGCUACUCCUGGUCCAGUCACCUCACCCUGGCUGACCUCAUUCCCCUGGAGAGCCCAGCAGGUGCCAGCUGUGCUGGCAAACAGGACUGGCUGGAGAGAGUGGUGGUGGGGCACAACGUAGCAUUUGACCGGGCAUUCAUCAAGGAGCAGUACCUCAUCCAGGGUUCCAAGGUGCGUUUCCUGGACACCAUGAGCAUGCACAUGGCCAUCUCGGGGCUGACAGGCUUCCAGCGCAGCCUGUGGAUGGCUGCCAAGCAUGGCAAGAGGAAGGGGCUGCAGGAGGUCAAGGAGCACAUGAAGAAAACGAGAAGCAAAAUGGAGGGACCAGCUAUCACCUCGUGGGACUGGGUGCAUGUCAGCAGCAUCAACAACCUGGCUGACGUGCACGCCCUGUAUGUUGGGGGGCAGCCGCUGGAGAAGGAGGCGCGGGAGCUCUUUGUAAAGGGGACCAUGGCUGACAUCAGGAGCAACUUCCAGGACCUGAUGUCUUACUGUGCCCGUGAUGUCCAGGCCACCCAUGAGGUGUUUCAGGAGCAGCUGCCGCUCUUCAUGGAGAGGUGCCCCCACCCUGUGACAUUUGCAGGGAUGCUGGAGAUGGGAGUGUCCUACCUGCCGGUCAAUGGAAAUUGGAAGAGGUAUGUGGAUGAUGCUCAGAACAUCUAUGAGGAGCUGCAGAAGGAGAUGAAGAAGUCCCUGAUGAACCUGGCCAAUGAUGCCUGCCAGCUGCUGCAUGAGGACAGGUAUAAGGAUGACCCCUGGUUGUGGGAUCUCGAGUGGGACACACAGGAGUUUAAGCAGAAGAAGAUCCCGGUGAAAAAGAAGAAGAAGAAGAAGGAUCAGGAUGGGGAGAGCACAGCCCCUGCAGCAGCAGUGGGUGCAGAUGGGUCCACAGAGGAGUGGCAGGAAGACCCUGGUCCCCCCAGUGAGGAUGAGGAGCUGAAAGCCCCUGCGAGCCGGGUCUGUCUGGAGCGUCUGAAGGAGACGGUCGUGCUGCAACCCAAGAGACUCCAGCACCUGCCGGGCCACCCAGGUUGGUACCGCAAGCUCUGCCCACGCCUGGAGGAUGCAGGGUGGGUGCCAGGACCCAGUCUCAUCAGCCUGCAGAUGAGGGUGACCCCGAAGCUGAUGCGCCUGGCCUGGGAUGGCUUCCCCCUCCACUACUCAGAGAAGCAUGGCUGGGGCUACCUGGUGCCAGGGAGGCAGGACAAUUUGCCAGCAGUCCCCUCAGAGGCAGAAGGUCCUUCCUGCCCUCACAGGGUGAUCGAGUACCUGUACAGGCAGCACUGCCUGGAGAAAGGCAAGGAGCAGCCCCUGGAGCUGGAGGCUGCCAUGAAGGAGGAGCUGCUGGUGAUGGUUGACAGCACAAUGUGGCAGACGGUGGAAGAGCUGAAUCAGCUCGAGGUGGACAUGGAGGAGAAAACAGGCAGAGCAGAGGAGGACCUGGCACAGGAGGAGAUGGUCACAGAAUUUCCACAUCAGUUUGAUUUGUUGAAGGCUAACAGCCAGCCCUCAUUCCACCACGGGAAUGGUCCCUACAACGAUGUCAAUAUCCCCGGGUGCUGGUUCUUCAAGCUGCCUCACAAGGAUGGGAACGAUAACAACGUGGGAAGCCCUUUUGCCAAGGAUUUCCUACCCCGGAUGGAGGAUGGCACCCUGCGGGCAGCUGUGGGCCGCACCCACGGGACCAGAGCCCUUGAGAUCAAUAAAAUGAUCUCGUUUUGGAGGAACGCUCACAAGCGAAUCAGUUCCCAGAUGGUGGUGUGGCUGAAGAAGGGGGAGCUACCUCGUGUGGUGACCAGGCACCCUGACUAUAACGAGGAUGAUGAUUACGGAGCCAUCCUGCCGCAGGUGGUGACCGCAGGCACCAUCACCCGCCGGGCGGUGGAACCCACGUGGCUGACAGCCAGCAAUGCCCGGGCUGACCGGGUGGGCAGCGAGCUGAAAGCCAUGGUCCAGGUGCCACCUGGUUACUCCCUGGUGGGUGCAGACGUGGACUCUCAGGAGCUGUGGAUCGCUGCCAUCCUGGGCGAGGCACACUUUGCUGGCAUGCAUGGCUGCACGGCUUUUGGCUGGAUGACCCUGCAGGGGAAGAAGAGCAAUGCCACAGACCUGCACAGCAAGACGGCUGCCACGGUGGGCAUCAGCCGGGAGCACGCCAAGAUCUUCAACUACGGGCGCAUCUACGGGGCCGGGCAGCCCUUUGCCGAGCGGCUGCUGAUGCAGUUCAACCACAGACUGACCCAGCAGCAGGCCCGGGAGAAGGCUCAGCAGAUGUACGCUGUCACCAAGGGUGUCCGGAGGUUUCAUCUCUCCGAGGAGGGGGAGUGGCUGGUGAAGAAGUUGGAGCUGACUGUGGACAGGGCAGAGGAUGGAUCAGUGUCAGCCCAGGAUGUCUGUCAGCUCCAGAGAGAAGCCACAAAAAGGUCCCCCAGGAAAACAAAGAAGAAGUGGAACGUGGUGCAGCACAGAGUGUGGGCUGGAGGCACCGAGUCAGAGAUGUUCAACAAGCUGGAGAGCAUUGCCUUAUCCCCCUCACCACAGACCCCGGUGCUGGGCUGUCACAUCAGUAGGGCCCUGGAACCUGCUGUGGCCAAGGGGGAGUUUCUGACCAGCAGAGUGAACUGGGUGGUCCAGAGCUCAGCUGUUGACUACCUCCACCUCAUGCUGGUUGCCAUGAAGUGGCUCUUUGAGGAGUUUGACAUCAACGGCCGCUUCUGCAUCAGCAUCCACGACGAAGUGCGCUACCUGGUGCAGGAGCAGGAUCGCUACCGGGCAGCCCUGGCCCUGCAGAUCACCAACCUGCUCACACGGUGCAUGUUUGCCUACAAACUGGGCAUCCAGGAUCUGCCACAGUCAGUGGCUUUCUUCAGUGCAGUGGAUGUUGACCAGUGCUUAAGGAAAGAGGUGACCAUGAACUGUGUGACACCAUCAAAUCCAACUGGCAUGGAGAAGAAAUAUGGGAUCCCUCAAGGAGAGGCACUGGAUAUAUAUCAGCUAAUUGAAAUAACCAAAGGUUCUCUGGAGAAGAAAUGAUGAUGCUCAAGUGCCAGAAUGACAGUUGUCCAGAGAGCAUGCCGGAGCCUUGCUGUCCUUUCAAAAAGAGAUCUUUUGGCAGGACUGAUCCUGGUCACUCUGUUUCCUUUUUGCUGCAAGAAGGGGGAUGUUCCUGGGGAAGACCUUGAUAGCAGCACAUCACAAUAGCAGAGGUGCUUCCAAGGGCAGCAGCCAGCUGUAAAACUUGAGGCAGGGGCUGGAGUCACUGCCUGCAUGCCCAUGGACACAAAGGAAGAAGUCAAAGCUAUUUGGCAAGAGGAAAACCAAACCAUUUUCUCCAUACCCAGAUCUCCAAGGCGAAUCUGCCACAGAACAGGCACUGUGGGAGGAGGGAGCAGUGGCAACCCUGUGUUUAUUUUUUUCGCUGUCUCUUCUUUUUAGGUUCCUGGUUCUCAUCUGUCUGCUCUGCUGCAUUGCUCUGGAGAGGGAGAACGUAGCAGUACAGUGUGAUUGGUUUUGUGUGAUUAGUUUUGUGUUAAUGUUUACUUAAAGCAAGAAACUAGAUGUGCAGAACAGUAUUUCUAUGAUUUCUUUUUCCUCCCUAAACAAAGUGACCUUAAUGUGGGACUCCUCUCACCCACUGAGACGUUCCUUGUGGAUCCCCCCAGUUCAUACUGGAACAGACCAGGGGACUGCUUGUUCUGGGUUUUGGCUUGUUGAAACACUCAGGAAAAUAUGGGCAGAAGCACCAAUAAAAACCUGGACAAUCA